Linum trigynum is the source of this 3861-nucleotide messenger RNA. NCBI's taxonomy places the organism in Eukaryota, Viridiplantae, Streptophyta, Magnoliopsida, Malpighiales, Linaceae. The record is from the annotation of a GenBank genome assembly.
AUUCAACUUCCAUUCCAAUGUCUGCAUUUAACCUUUAAACCCCAAUCAGUUAUUAUUCCGUUAACUUGGGCAAUGUACGAGUAUAUAAAAUAGUACCGAAUGUCCUAACAGAGCAAAAUAGAAAUAAGGUAUUUGAAUGGUAUAAAAUAGCCAACCAACAUUAUACCUCCAAAACCACCAGAUGGGGUCGCUGGAAAGAGUCAAUUAAACUGCCCAAAACCAACUAGAAUAAUAUUUUCAUAAUAUUUGUGUAUUAUACUAGCUUGGAUGGCAAUAAACAAUUUUUACGAUUUGACUUUGCCAGUACGGUAUAAUUUAGUAAUCCUUAAAAAUUUCGAUAAUCGAUAUGAAAUUAUGGUUACUCAUUCUGUGUUUUUUUAAUUAUGAAGAAUAGAGGUUCGAACUCUACCUAUGAGAGCAUAAUUCACUUCGUCACUAGUCAUUUACUUCUCCAAGCGAUCACCCGUGACAAUUAAGUUAGUGAUAAUUCUCAAAGGUGGACAUCCUGUUAUAAUAGACAAAACGAACCCUGAAAUGAUUCAAUGGCUACACAUUUGAUAGGAUGAGAUAAAUGUCCGUGAUUAGAGCAUCUACCUCAAUGCAAUUAUAAAACCAAUUGCAUACGUAGUUUCCCACAUCAUACUUUACUUGAUACGAUCCAACUCGUGAUAGUAUCUAGCUCCCUUUCAAUUACAUUUGUGAUAAAAUGAGGGGAGAAUAUGUGGCUUGCACCUUGAAUUUAAGCUUACAUCACCGACUAGCCCAACGCAUUUCCUGAAGUUGAAUAUGUCAGUUGAAACAGGAUAUAUUUUCAAGAAGAUUACUUUCCGAGUCCUUUCUGGUAGAACAAGCGCAAUGAGUUUCCAUGCGUGUUGGGCACGGACAAGCACUGUACAGUGAAAGGGUAUGAAAAAUCAAAAGUCAAAACCACCCCAUGAUGGGAAAAAAUGCAUUUUUCAAGCUCAAAGGCGUGUCUGUUUGAAAGAAGCCAUAAAGAGGUGUUUACGGUGUCAAAUGCAUACCACGAAAUAAGCAGGCAAAUCAAUUGAGGUGAAUAGAAAAAUUCGGUGUUUCUCCCAAAACUCUUCUUCAUUGUACAACUAGUCGUUCAGACAUAUAACCAAAACAUAGCAUCUUCACCCAACAAAUGUCAUCUUACAUGAAAAUAGGUUGAAAGGUCUUACCUUUAGCUCCUUUUUUUUUUUCUUCCUAACCAUCAGAUUCUGCGUCAACUCCUCGGAUUCAGCUCAGAGCUUCGAGCUUUUGGGUAUAGAGUUUAGGACCGUUGGCCCUUGCAACUGCUGUCGUACUCCUUCUCCACACUUUAAAUUCCAAUCUUGUAUCUACCAUUGGACCUCAUAACUGCAGCAGAUAAAAAUCAUACCGCCCCCUCUUUUUGCAGGAGGAGGAUCACCUUAUCAGUAGAAAAAAGUAGAGUUCUCAAUGGCCAAAAAGCAAAUGGAGUCAUUAUAUUCCUAGAGCUACUCACUCUCUGGUUAUCUAUAAGCUCAUCAAAAGUAAUAUGUUCAAGUGUUCAACAUAAUACUACAAAGUGCCAACCAGAUUUGAAAGGAUGUGUGCACACCUCCUAUUGAGCAAAAGGCUAAAUCUUUCUCAAUGGCUUCUCCUGUUGUAGGAUGAAAACAAACACCCCCUAACUUGAGCAAAGGAAAAACUUCAGAAAUCAUUUGUGAACAUGGGCGAAACCAGUUCGAAGCCUGACUCAACCCUCUCCUAUUACCAAGUACUCAUAGACCCCGAUAGCAUUGGAUGUAUGUAUGUAUCCAGUUCCAGUAUCAUAGUCCACCCCAUCAUAAAAGGAAAUGAAGAACAGCAUCCCAACCUAAUUAGUAGUAGGCAUUCAGCCAUUUGUAUGGGUGUGUGGAUGAUCUUUCCUCCGGAUUGACCAACCUACAGAUCACCCCGGUUUCAUGGUGAUUCCACCCCCCAAAAUUAUUUCUAUUUCACUGUGUUUAAGCCUCAGACGACAACAUCCACGCCGUGAGGCUCUGAUGCAGUGAUUCUCACAUUGUCAAAUGAACCCACAAAGGGCAAAAAUCAAUCAAAUAAAAGGUGAAGAAUCGAAUUUAAUGCGACUUGUUGUAUGAUCAAUAAGUGACGCGGCAGAAGUAAGCAUCUUACUCACUUCCCAACUCCUCCAAUCGACAAAAAUCAGACAUCUAGCAUCAGGAAUUCCAGUAUAUAGUAGUGAAAACAGAUAGCGGAAUAGAAGGAAGCAGUAGAAAGUAGAAACAGCCGCCGCUUAAAAUCCAAUGGGUGUGAAUUAGCGCAUCGCGCAGCCAGUAGCUAUCCAGCCGCACACUUUUCCGCAGAUCUCAGACCGCGAAGAAUGCUUGGAAUGUGGCGGCGGCGGUGAUUCUAGAGGAGCUCCUCGCGUUGUUUACCACUAACCAGUGCCAGCUGAAGCAUUUGGGACGGCGGCAAGGGGAACUGGCUCCAAAGUCGGAAGUGGGAAUGGCCGGCCGAGAUAGAAAGCUUGCUGCUUCAUGCUUGCUUCAUAGUUCCCAGGUCAUAACUAAGGGUACAAUGAAGAGGGAUGGGCCGGGCCGGGCCGGGAUGGGCUGAGAAAAAGGUAGCGUCGUCUGGUCUUGGACAUUACUCAUGAUUGUGGGCCGCGAAGAAUCAAUGAUUGAGCAGCAGGUUAUUCAAGCUUUUUACCUGGCUCUUUUUUAAUAUCCAUUGGAAAUUUUUAUAGGAAACUCCCCAAUCACGUUAAUUGGUAGCCGGUAGCUAUAUGUAAAUGGUGACAAAUUAAUCAUUCGAUUAAGCUUUGUAGUAAAUGAAUACACUGUUUCUUUUUCCAAAUAUUUCAUCUGCAAGUCUUGAUCAUGUUUGUUAACUCACUCUAUGCCAACCUCACAAGUCACACCAGCUGUGUUGCAUAUGUACGUGGGCACCGGGCUGUGCCGCUCACUAGCAUGGCACUGUUAGAGCACAGCACGAGCACGGGCACAAAAUAAAUGGGUCAUUCCGGCACGAGCACGAAUAAUUUAUGGGUCAAUGUCGGGCAUAAACUUCAUGGGCACAGGCACGAGCACAUCACGGUAUAUAAGAGGGCCGUGUCGAGCCUAAUAUUUUCGAGACUUUAUUGAGUAUAAGAACGGACAUGACACGAAUAUAAUAUUUAUUUGAUAGAAAAUAAAUAUAAAAAAAUAUAGGUUCAAAUAUUAGGCCUAAACACAAGUAGAAAAAUAAUUAUUUGUUGUUGUUAGAAGUGUCAUAAAGAUAUAUACGUAAUUACUAACAUAAGUAAAAAUGGACAAAGAAUUAAACAAAGUCAAAUCACACUCGCUAUACUUCCAAUUUUCUUUUCCCCUUAUUUAUUACUUUUCUCAAACAUUAUAGGUUAAUACUAUCUUCCCUGUCCAAUUUUCACCUUCUUUUUCAUUCUCUCUUUCGUUUUCGUCAUUUUCAUUAAACACGAAUACGAGUAUGACACGAUCACGAAUAGGCACGACACAAUUCGAACCGUGCCCGGACCUGGGCCGGGCCUAACAAAGUUAACAAAUGGACUUGCAUAACACGACACGAAAACUGACGAGCCAUGCCAAGCACAGCACGAAAUAAAUAGGCCCGAACCGUGCCCGUGCCGGCCCAACCACGGCCCCGCGACCAUGUACACUUGCAUACAUGCCCGCAAACAGAAUUGGUCAUGACGAACAUUUAAAGCAUAAAUAGCAUAUUGUGUCUUUAGAAAUUUACUCGAUAAAAGUUCAUGAAACGUUGUUGCAAAUUACGUGAAAUUAACCAAAGUUGUGGUAAAAAUCAUGAGGCGUUUUAGAUGAUUUGGGGGUAGCCUUGAAACAUGAAGCGCAGAAGGUAUAAAUCCAAUUUGAUUGG